Molecule: messenger RNA, 561 nt
Organism: Monoraphidium neglectum
Lineage: Eukaryota; Viridiplantae; Chlorophyta; Chlorophyceae; Sphaeropleales; Selenastraceae
Exons: 2
Coding region: 1-561 (186 amino acids)
Source: RefSeq, a predicted model, not a curated record
AUGCACAAUACAGAAAUUCCGCAGGGGGAGUGCAUUGUACAACGCAGGUACGGCCUGGAGGCCUCCGUCUCCCUCACACUGCGGGACCCGGCCAGCUUCUUCUCUGACGAGGAUCCAGACGCGCCAGGCGCGCCCCCAAACUAUAACUUCACAGUGACGGUGUCGCAGGGUCCGGCAGACAGUGCUGCAAGCGGCGGCGGCGGCGGCAGCACGGGUGACCAGGGAGCUGUCCGCGGCGCACCUGCUGGUGCGGCCGGCGGAGUUGGGGCCGGCGGCGGCGGCGGCGGCGGCGGCGGCGGCGGCGGCGGCAAGAGCUCCGCCAACCGCGUCCGCAGCCAAAGCGGCGGCAGUGGUGGCGGCGGGGCGUCGUCCUCCUUGAGCAGCUACCUGCGUGGGGCCGGCCGCAAGGCGUUCCACGGCAGCGGCGGCGGCGGCGGCGGCGGCGCAGGAGGGCAAGGGGGCUACAGCUCGCUCGGAAGCGAGCUGCGGGAGCGGCUCGCGGCGGAGCUGCAGCGGCGCACGGUGCAGGUGGCGCUCGAAUGGGACCGGCCCAACGUGUGA